This is a messenger RNA of Dibothriocephalus latus, 861 nucleotides long. The record is from the annotation of a GenBank genome assembly. Lineage: Eukaryota; Metazoa; Platyhelminthes; Cestoda; Diphyllobothriidea; Diphyllobothriidae.
AUGGAAUCUGUGUUAACACUGCUGGAGGUUUUCGUUGCGACUGUCCAAGUGGCUACCGUCUGCGUGAACAGCAUCAGUGCGUUGCACAAUAGUCUUGGUAUCUGGGGCAGUCUCAUUACUACCAAAAAACAGCUUGAAGAAAAAGCCACCUUCCUGUUAAAUGGAGCUUCCAAUAGCUUCACGUUGGCACUUGUGGAUGACAGCUUGACCGUCGCGAACGAUUAUAUCCGCAGCAAAGGGGACAUCGAUGAAUGUCAAGAGAAGGAAGACAUUUGUGAACCUCGGCAUGCACGUGGUACGGCAGCAUUCAAGUGUCUCAAUCUGCAUGGUGACUACCGAUGUAUCUCGGAGCACUGCCCGAAGAUGUAUCGAUUGGAGAAACUGCGAAAUGGAUUUCGAUGUCACCUAAAACCGGAACACGCAUGUAGACCCUACGAUCACGCUUGUCUCCGAGACCGUCCACUUCUAAUUCAGAGUUACCACAUUGAGCUGGUAGCACCAAUGAAAAAGGAACAGCUGCUGGCUGAAAUUGAUUCAAGCAUUGUCGUCAACGGAACAGUCCGAGCUGAGCUAAGGGUACACUAUGCUUACCAAAUGCGCAGCAAUAUUCAUAUGAACAUCGAAGAUGCCUUCAAGCUUCGACUCAAAUCACCCACUUCGCGCUUCGUUGAUGUCAUCCGCUUGAGACCUCUAGAAGCACCGGCUGACCUCCUAAUUUCAGCAAACCUCUUGUCAGUGCGUGGCAGACAGCGGACACUGAAAUCUGUAACAAAACUGUACAUUUUUACAGCAGAGACAGCAGCACAGCAGGCAGCUUUUGAACGACAGCAGCGUCGACUUCUACGUGGUCGCGGCCUCUAG